This is a messenger RNA of Haplochromis burtoni (Burton's mouthbrooder), 5581 nucleotides long. RefSeq names its product GTPase IMAP family member 7. Bases 3848 to 4927 code for a protein of 359 amino acids. The record is from RefSeq and is a predicted model, not a curated record. Gene Ontology annotation, molecular function: GTP binding. The transcript is spliced from 2 exons. Lineage: Eukaryota; Metazoa; Chordata; Actinopteri; Cichliformes; Cichlidae.
CAUAUCGCACACUUGUCACACCCAAGAUAAUGGAAAAUACGGGAAAUGAAAAGGAGGCUGUGUGGAUUUUUUCCCUUUUUUUUUGCACAUUUCUUUGGCUUUAGUUUAUCUUUUCUAAUAUAGAGUCCAUUUAACCUUGUUAGGUGGAAAAAUUAAGCUAUAUUGUUGCUGUUAUGACUUGAAAACCCAUUAUUCACUACAGCACAAAAACAUCCACGCUGCUGCUUGUCGGAGCUGUAAACAAACCCAUUAAAUUCCCACAAUUCAGUCAAAUGGAAGCAUUUGCUUGGCAGAUUAAGAAAAGCUGUCAUACUUGCAUGUGUAACUGAAUAAUUACGGCUGCGUUUGGUUUGGUUCGAAGCGGUUUCUCUGGUUUAUUUACCACAGAGAGGCAAACUGAACGAGAGCGCUGAAAGCAUAUUGGAAUGCAAGAACACAAUAGGAUAUAAUGGUCUUGCCUUUCAGCUUGGCGUCUUUCAGUAUAUGGCCAUUUUAAUGAGACGCUUUUUCAAAUUAAACUUCUUUGUGCGUUGCCACAGUUAAUACUAUUAUGGAAGUGCAAUAUGUUAGGCAUAAAAUACAAAUGCUUGAGUCGGUUAGCCAGCCUUGAGAGGCUGAAUCAGCGUGCGACCUCAUAAACGAGCUGUAGUAAUGAAUAUACUAUUAAUGAAAUGACAUCUAAACAUCCCAAACAUCCAGAUAAAUGAAUUUAGAGGCCGUUUGUAUCUCCUACAUGUCCUCACUUCUAGGAGAAAAUCAAUGCCUGCAUGUCUGAUUUCAAAAGCCCCUGCACUCUCUGACAGCUGCUAAUGCACUCCUGCUUGUUUGACAUGUUAUCUCACUCUGUACUUGUUAAGGCUGGAAAUCCAUCAUAGUUUAAUGCAAUUUCAAAUCACUCAGAAUGACUUCAAGCGCCCAUUUGAUGCUGGAAGAUGGUGCACUUACACAGAUUGUUAAUUAAACAAAGAGGAGCGCGGAGUUUGACUUGAGAUAAGCAGCUUGGUAUUUUAAUCGCAUCCCCACCCCAUCCCUUUAUGAUAAAACGAAGGCGUAGAAACAUCAGCUUUGAAUGGUAUUUGGUUUAACAAUACAAUCUAGUGGAGCGAUCUGCUGAGAAUGUCCCCCCCCACUGAUGUGUCGAAAUCAUUCGUCUUAAAAGAGCAGAUAAAGGACUACAGCAGCGUGAUGUUCAAAUUCUUAUUAAGAUAGAGCCGGCUCUGACAAACUUUGAUUAGUUACAGGUGGGAUCAAAGCAGAAAUUUUUUCCCCCUGUGUAAUUUAAUGGGAAAGCAUUUAUGGUAUUUAAUGUGUAUCAGAGGAAACUUGGUCACAUCAUUGAUCUUGUGCUUUAAAUGCUCAGUAUGUGUGUGAGGAGGUGAAAAGUGUUGGGAUGGUGAAAAGUCAUAUCAGGUCGACCUGACCAUACAGAGGGGAAUCUGCCCCCUUUGGUAACUUGAUACAUUUUUAGAUGGAAGAAGAGUGAACUGGUGUUUGUUCUGAAGAUGAUGGACCAUAGAUGGCUGUUUACUGACAUCUAGUGGUCAUAAAUGAUUAAAACUCUCUUCAAUUUGUGGCUAAUAUGCGAGUUUUGGCAUUCGAUUCAUGCUUUUCUGAUGUUUACAACUGGCUGGAACAUGGAUGCAAUGCAAUAAUGAAUAAUAAGAGAAAUGUUAAGUAAAGUGAAAACAAUCAAAACUAUUUAUCCUGUCACACUCAGAUCUGCAGUUUGUUGUGUUUAUCACAGCAGGGCUCACAGUAGUUACUGAAAUAUCUUUUAUUUCAAUAAAUAGGCCGCUCUUAACUCAUCUCAGCUCAUCUAAAUGACUUCAUUGCUACUGUUUUGGUGUCAUGUAUUUAUUGUGUAAUCUGUGGCCUGCAGUUUAGGUUUCUCUUUAAGUGGCAAAAGACAAGGGAGGAAAUUUUACACCACAGGGCUAACUCUGGCUUAUUUAGUUAUUUUGCUGUUUGUGAAUAAGCACAGUCCAUUUCAAAUAAAUCAAAAUUAAAUCAAAAUGUUCAGAGUUUCAGAUCUUUUCCAAAGCUCCACGUCCAAAAAGGUAGUUUAAAAUGUAAAUAAAAACAAUGCAAAGAUUUGCAACUUCCUGGCCCAUAUUUCACUCACAGAGAAAACCUAUUAAACACACAUAAGUGUUUAAACUGAGCAUUUUCAGAAAAAAGUGUGGCACUUUUGAAUUUGGUGGCAGCAAUACGUAGCAAAAAGUUGGGCGGAGGCAACAAAAGACUGCAAAAUGAAGUCAUAGUAAGAAACAGCUGGAGGAGCAUUUCGCAUCUAAGAGCACCUUUGGGGGGCAGAGGUUCGAAUAAUUUCAGAAUAAUGUUCCUCAGUGUAAAACUGUGAAAACUCUGAAUGUUCUCAUAAUAACAGCACAUAAAAUAGAAAGUUUCAGAGAAUCUGGAGAAAAAUCUGCUCAAGGGACAAGGCUGAGAAUCAGUAGAAGAUCUCUGUGAUCUUUGGACCCUCGGGCAGCACUGCAUUAGAAACAGGGAUGUUUCUGUCAUGGAAAUCACUGCAUGAGCUCAGAGACGUGUCCAGAAGUCUGAAGUUCACAGUAGUCUGUGAACAUAGUUCAUCAUGGCAUCCACUAAUGCAGGUUACUUUAUUUAAAGAAGAAGCCAUAUGUGAACAUGAUUCAGAAACACUGUCUUCUUGGGGCCAAAGAUCUAAAACAGACUGAGGCAAAGUGAAAAAAAACUGUUCUGCAGUCAGAAAAAACAAAAUUAACAUUUUUUUGGUGAACAUGGACUACCACAUCUGGACUGAAAAGAAAGGACCAUCCUACUUGUCAUCAGCACUCAGUUCAAAGCCUGCAUCUCUGAUUGUAUCAUGGUACAUCAGCUUGCACAUCUGUAAAAGCACCAUAUGGUCCCAUCCAGAUGACAUGUUUUGUUGGGAAGGCCUUGCAUAUGCAAUCCUAAACUACAUACUGCAUCUAUUAUAACAUCUUUGUAAAAGAAGACUCGGGUGCUGAACAUGCUGAUGAAACAAAACAUAUGACAAAGAAGACCCAGGACUGUAGAACAGCUAGAAUCACAUAUCAGACAAAAAGGGGGAAACAGCUGGUCUCCUCACUUUCCAGAUGUUUACAGACUAGUGCUGAAAUGCUACACGAUAAGGAACAUGGCCCUGUCCCAAUUUUUUUGAGACAUGUUGCUGCCACCAAACUCAAAAUGAGCUAAUAUUUUUCUUAAUAUGGUUAAUUCUCCCAGUUUUAACAUUUUUCUUUAAUGUUUCUAUUAUUAAUAAAAAUGUUUGGAGUCUGCCAAAAGUGUGACUUUGGUCUGGAGACUGGUGAGGAUAACUUAAAACACCAUUAGCCCUGAAGAACUAAAGGCUUUUUGUUAGUUUCGUUACGUUAGGAGAUUCUAAUAAUUGUUAAUAGACGGAAAUAGUAUUUCUGUCUUUUUGGUGAAGUUGACGUUGAUGCGUUCAUUAUGUGAGGAUUCACUGCCAUCUAGUGGUCACAGUUUGAAACAACAGCAUUAAAUUUGUAUCAAAAGAUCGAAUUAUUUCUUCUCACUCGUGUUGGCCAUUGUAUUGUCACAGAGCUCCGUUAAUAACACUUUUCUGCAGUUUUCACUGCAAGCUAACACGUAUCCCUCGUGUUAUCAUUUUUUGUGGGUUUGGUUACACUGUGCGUCAGGGUGGCAGUGUGCAAGCAGCGCCUCUCUGCUCCACCACAGAUUGCAGCUGCAUUGAAGCACUCUGCGGUCAAAUGAUCUAGAAACACGAGCGUAUCUCAGACACAGCCAGUCUCUGUCUCUCUCCAGGAUUUCAGCGAUUUUUAAAAAAACAUUUUGAAGGCUUCACUACAGUUUCUCCAUCAGAAUGUCGUCAUCUGAAAGUGCUGCGUCACAUGAAGUCAGUGAAGCAUCAGCCCCCACAUCAGAGGCUGAAUCUCUGAGAAUCGUUCUGCUGGGCCGGACCGGGACAGGCAGAAGCUCCUCUGGCAACACCAUCCUGGGAAGGUCUGCGUUCCUGGUGGACGUGUCCCCCUGUUCUGUAACCGCACGAUGCAAGAAACAGAGCGGGAUAGUGGGAAGGCGGAGUAUCUCUGUCAUUGACACUCCCGGGCUCUUCCACACACACCUGUCUUCUCAGGAGGUUAUGGCAGAGGUGGGACAGUGUGUUGGUUUCUCUUCUCCGGGACCCCACGCCUUCUUGGUGACACUGCAGCUCGGCAGGUUCACCCAUGAGGAGAGGGAGGCCUUUGAGUGGAUCAAAGCUAGAUUUGGGCCUGGAGUAAUGAGGUUUACGAUGGUGCUGUUCACCUGUGGUGACCAGCUGAAGGGGAAACGCCUGGAGGACUUUCUAGAGCAGAGCCAGGAGCUGUCUGAGUUUGUCAGCAGCUGCCAUGGAGGAUAUCACGUCUUUGAUAACAGCAGGCAGGAGGAAACAGAUGAAUGUUCACAUCAAGUCAUGCAACUUUUGGAGAAGGUGGAUCAAAUUGUGGCUAAGAAUGGAGGCGGUUGCUACAGCGAGGAGAUGCUGAAGGAGGCUGAAGGUGCCAUAAGGGAGGCACAUGAGAGGAUUCUGGGUGAAGCUGGGCACGUGGUGGAGUCUAUUCAGACAGAGGCUGAGGUCACAGAGGGGCGGCUGCCAAGAUUGGAAAAGAAGUGGGAGGAUGAGGAGAGGAGAAGGGAGGAAGAGGAGGCCCGGAAGAGAGCGGAGAGGCUUUUCUGGUGCGAGCUGGUGACCGCCCUGGGGAAAGGUGCUGCGGAGGGGGCAGGGAUCAUGGGAAAGGACAAGGGGAAAGGGAAAGCUGUGAAGAAGGCGAAGGUGGUGGAGAAAGUGGCAGCUCUGGCUGCGUCUCCGCUCUCUGUCAGGUCGGCUGCGAAAGCAGUGGGAGGGGCCGUGAGAGAAGGAAGCAAGGUGCUAUACAAACACAGAAAAACUUUACUGCGCUGAAAGGUAAAUCAAAGAGACAGGACACAACGAAGCCCACGUGGUGAGGACAAGUCACUUGAUGUAAGGCCAGCUGGACUUCUUUAGGUUUUGAAGACGUUUCGCUUCUCAUCCAAGAUGCUUCUCUAGAGAAGGGGUCAAAUCCCUACCAGUGGUUUAUAGGCCGAGACCAUGCACCAGGUGCUCUAGGGAUGAAAAAGCCUCCUGGAUGAGAGGCGAAGCAUCUUCAAAGACCUAAAAAAGCCAAGCUGCCAUUUUCUCAAGCUCCCAAGACCACCAUGACCUGGAUGAAUGAGAACCUACAGAUGCAUCACUUAACUGUGAUUAUGUUUCCAUUGUUCAACACCACAAUCGCACCACACACGCACUCUUAGACUAUACUGUGAAAUACGAACUCACGGCACAAUAAAGUCACACAAAAAAAAAAAAGUCCAGUUCAUCUUAUUAUGACUUCACACAUUUGUAUUUGUCAAAAAUAGGUUAGUUCGCUACACAGAUACAAUACAUUAAAAAACAUUUUUCCCAUCAUUUCCACCCCCGACACAAUGGCGUGAUUUGGUUAAGGUAACAACACAGGAAGAUUUAAAAAAAAAAAAAAGAAGAACUGUUUAAAACAUUGCAGCAGUUACCUUAUCCGUCUUUGGCUUCAUAUAACAA